Cuscuta epithymum is the source of this 1299-nucleotide messenger RNA. The record is from the annotation of a GenBank genome assembly. NCBI's taxonomy places the organism in Eukaryota, Viridiplantae, Streptophyta, Magnoliopsida, Solanales, Convolvulaceae.
CGGGAACGCCUAAAACUAAAGCCCGCCAAUGUGGCGGGAAUCAUCCACUCGUCAUUCAUUCACACACGCACACUCAUAUAUAACAACCCCAGCGGAGCGGAUUCCGGUGAUUCAGCCGCGGGAUUCCGUGCGGUGUUCUCUCUCAUCUUAUUGCGUACAGAUCACUUCUCAUCGUCUUGAUGGGGAAGAAAAAGAACAGACGUCGAGCUUCCAAAAACAACUUGGAGGAAGAAGAAUGCGAAGAACCAAAUCAAUAUCAUGAAUCCGCUGAAGCCGGCUCUUCCUCCAAUGAGAAGAGCCUCUAUGAGAUACUUGGGGUGGAAAAAUCAGCAUCUCAACAAGAGAUAAAGAAAGCAUACCAUAGGCUGGCUUUGAGGCUACAUCCAGAUAAAAAUCCGGACAAUGAGGAAGCCAAAGAGAAAUUUCAGGAGUUGCAAAAAGUGAUGUCAAUUCUUGGUGAUGAGGAGAAACGGGCAGUUUAUGAUGAAACUGGUUGUAUUGAUGAUGCUGACCUUGCAGGGGGUUUUGCCGAAGACCUAGAGCAAUUUUUUAAAUCCGUGCUAAAAAAGGUCACUGAGGCUGAUAUUGAAGAGUUUGAAGCAAACUAUAGGGGCUCUGAUUCAGAAAAGAAAGAUCUGAUUGAUCUAUACACUAAAUACAAGGGCAACAUGAACAGGCAGGCUGUUCUGCUCAAUGCUUUGCUCGGAUCCAAACUUGGAUUCACACCGCUUUAAAGAUAUUAUUGAUGAGGCAAUAGCAUUGGGUGAUCUGAAGUCGACCAGAGCAUAUAACAAGUGGGCUAAGAAAGUCUCAGAAACAAAACCACCUACAAAUCCUCUAAGGAAGAACAAGCAGAAAGCUAAGAAAGAAUCAGAAGAUUUGUCUGCCAUAAUCGCUCAACGGCAGAGGGAAAGGAGAGGGAUGAUGAAUUCUUUGUUCUCAUCCGUCAUCAGUAAAUAUGGCGGGGAUGCCCCUGAGCCCAGUGAAGAAGAAUUUGAAGCUGCCAGACAAAAUCUUGAGAGGAAAAAGAAAAAAUCUAAGCUUAAGUAGAGGCUAGUUUUUUGCGAGCAAUGAACAAACUGGCUGGAUUUGUUUUGCAAUCAAGUUUAUUUUUAAACUGUAAAUUUAUCAAUUGAUCUAUGAUUAUCCCAAAAACUUUAUCACUUUCCAUUUUAUUCAACUAAUUUGUGCUUCUUGUUACGUCUCUUUUGUCUACACAAACCUUAAUCAUACCAUUUUUACAUUAUGAUUCACUAUAUUGGUCAAACUUGACAAAGGAAUAAGAGACAGAAGGAGUAG